AUGAGCACCGGCAUUGUCGUUGAGGAAAGCUUCUGCUUCAAAGAGGAGACCCAGCUAACAGUACUCAAGACGUCUCACUUCUUCCCCGGCGAUGGUUUCACCGUUUACGACACCAAAGGAAAGGUCAUUUUCCGGGUAGACUCUUACGGCCCCGAUUCUCGACUCAAAGACGAACUCGUUCUCAUGGACGUCUCUGGCAAAUAUCUCCUCACCGUUCGUAGAAAGAGACCGAGCCUUCACCAACGAUGGAAUGGAUUCUUGGGAGAGAGAUGUGAUGGACAGAAGCCCAUCUUCAGUGUAAGGAGAUCAUCAAUCAUCGGACGAUCGAGCAUGACGGUGGAAGUGUAUGGGAACCCCAAUGAGGAGUAUCUGAUCGAGGGUUCGUUCCCGCAACGAUGUUGUACGUUCUACAACACCGGUUCUACAAACGAGUCGAAGGAAUCGGUGGCGAAGAUCCGAAGGAAAGUGGACUCAUCAACGAACGUAGUACUUGGGAAGGACGUUUUCUCUCACUUGUGA
This is a messenger RNA of Macadamia integrifolia, 519 nucleotides long. RefSeq names its product protein LURP-one-related 12-like. The record is from RefSeq and is a predicted model, not a curated record. The transcript is spliced from 2 exons. The coding region runs from base 1 to 519 and encodes 172 amino acids. Lineage: Eukaryota; Viridiplantae; Streptophyta; Magnoliopsida; Proteales; Proteaceae.